CAAUUUCUUCCAUAAGAUAUCUCAAAAAUCUUGCUCUUCGUUAAACCAGCAAAACAAACAAAAUGUCUUCGAAGAAGAUUGUGUUGACUAGCUCCGAUGAUGAAUGUUUUGAGAUUGACGAAGCGGUGGCUCGUAAGAUGCAGAUGGUAGCGCACAUGAUCGAUGACGAUUGCGCCGAUAAAGCAAUCCGGCUUCAAAACGUCACUGGAAAGAUCCUCGCUAUCAUUAUCGAGUAUUGCAAGAAACACGUUGAUGAUGUUGAAGCCAAGAAUGAGUUCGUGACUUGGGACGCAGAGUUCGUGAAAAACAUUGAUAUGGAUACACUCUUCAAACUCCUUGACGCUGCUGACUAUCUCAUCGUCAUAGGUCUCAAGAAUCUCAUUGCCCAGGCCAUUGCAGAUUACACUGCAGAUAAGACGGUAAAUGAGAUUCGAGAACUCUUUAACAUCGAGAACGAUUACACACCUGAGGAAGAAGAAGAGCUUCGCAAGAAGAACGAAUGGGCUUUCAAUUAAUAACCCUAAAGUUCCGUUGUCUAAGUGUUGAUCUCGAUGUUCUUUAAUCUUUGUUGACCACAUUUGUCUCUUUCGUUUAGUGUGUGAUUGCCUUCGUCUCUUUGAUUUCAUAUGGUGUUAUAAUGUUUAAUAAUCUUUUCUUAUAAAUACAUGUGUUAUCU
Arabidopsis thaliana (thale cress) is the source of this 676-nucleotide messenger RNA. It is a transcript of the gene MEO, whose product is annotated as E3 ubiquitin ligase SCF complex subunit SKP1/ASK1 family protein. Bases 63 to 515 code for a protein of 150 amino acids. The record is from RefSeq and is marked reviewed. The transcript has a single exon. Lineage: Eukaryota; Viridiplantae; Streptophyta; Magnoliopsida; Brassicales; Brassicaceae. Gene Ontology annotation, cellular component: nucleus. Gene Ontology annotation, biological process: protein ubiquitination; jasmonic acid mediated signaling pathway; ubiquitin-dependent protein catabolic process.